AUGAGCCGCAGCCCCAAGCAACACCGGCGCCAGCAAGCGGCUCACGUCCAGCAGCUUUCACCCACUGAGCUGUGCGAAACAACACCAAUACUGAGAAGGGCAAGUUCGGUGUCCCCUUUACAGACGUCCGGGAUCUUUCAGCAACUCGACGUUAGAAACUCGCAAGAGGAGGUAGGAAUCCGCCUACCCUUUUUCGAGGCACAACCCAUCCCCGGCGUCUCGUCGCUAGCGACCCCGCAUGCCUUCACGCACAACUCCCACUACUCACGCACGGCAAGUCUGGCAUCAUCGACGAAAGACUCUGUAGCACUUGCUUCCGGUUGCUUUCUGCAUAAUCGGGGCGCAAGGCCAUCAGUGCACUGCGCACCGACAAACCAGAGGGAUUCUCAACUGGCCAUGGUGCCACUUCCCUCCACAAGCUUUCCGCACCUACCACUCGUUGGGGACGAGAACAACGCGUCCUUUUUAGCGAGCAUCGUCACCGACCCAACGAGUCGGCGCAGCUCCUACAGCUCGCUUGCCGUGCAGCGCCGCGCACACAACGACGCCUCUCCUGUCUCUCUCGGCAACCCGUCGGUAAUCCGCCACCUCACUAAGAAGCGGGAGCGGCGCAUGUCGAAGGCAGCGAGGAGUGGACAGAAAAGUCGCAGCAGCAGCAUAGCAAGCUGUACCAAAGAGACAACGCAGCGCUCGCCGAUGGAAGACCAGAUCAGGGGGAGCCAACUUUCGCUCUACAAAUUGUUUGGCUCGUCUGCGGCGGCCUCACCGAUUUUCAGCGCGGCGAGACGGAAAUCUUCUCGAGGACGGAAGGCGCAGCCGGAGACGGGUGUCACCACCGACGUGUUGCGGAAUGACGACAGUUUCUCCUACAUCCUACAUAGAGAAGAGGAGGAAACGGCUGUGAGGACGAAGUCUGGCGUGAAGAUGAUCCGGAGAACCACGCAGGAAGUCCGCCUGCCGAUUUCCGUCGACUCUCACCGAAGAAGCGACAGCGCCCUUGAUCGAGGAGACGCCAGUCGGGGCAACAGUCGAGGCCCCAGUAGUCCAGCUCCCUUUAAUGAGACUUCAUCAGCCGUGCCGUCCUUGUUUAGUGAGUCGUCGAUAAACGACAUGUUUUCGGGUAUUCUCCUGGUGGGCGAUGAGAGACAGGGAAAGGCCGAUCAGUAG
Messenger RNA from Leishmania major strain Friedlin, 1167 nucleotides. RefSeq lists its product as hypothetical. Lineage: Eukaryota; Euglenozoa; Kinetoplastea; Trypanosomatida; Trypanosomatidae. The transcript has a single exon. The coding region runs from base 1 to 1167 and encodes 388 amino acids. The record is from RefSeq and is a predicted model, not a curated record.